This is a messenger RNA of Klebsormidium nitens, 1542 nucleotides long. Lineage: Eukaryota; Viridiplantae; Streptophyta; Klebsormidiophyceae; Klebsormidiales; Klebsormidiaceae. The record is from the annotation of a GenBank genome assembly.
AUGCCUCCUCACAGCCACGAAGCAUCUUUCAGGGGAUGGAUUCCAAGCCUUGACGACUCUGAGCUGACGCGCUCAGGUUCCGGGCUCGAGCUCCCCAAACUCGGAUCCCUCAAGCGGCGCAGGUCCCCUCCUCCUGGCCAAAGUAAGAUGGGACUCUCCAAGCUUGCUUUCGUUAUGUCCCUGAUCUUCUGCGGGGCGACUUGCAUGCUUCUUGCCUGGCCAAGGGAGGGCGUGAGCGACGAUGAAGACAAAUGGGGACCGGAGGCCGUUCAGAAGUCAGGGCGGCUUCUGCAGGCGGAAGAAAGCUGGAGGGAUCCGGAGGUUCCUCUGGGAACAUACAUCCCUGAAGAACUUCCGGCUCAUAGUGAUUCAUCCACAAGGAAUCCAUCCUCCUCCUCCUCUCUGCUGUCUGUCGAGACGGCUGUGGUUCCUAGGAUAAUGCUGAAGACCGAAGACGUUGCUGGAGAAUCCCAUAACCUUCUUUCAAGCACAUCAGACAUAAGCAACCAGGAACCGGUUCAGGAUCCCCUGCCGCUGUCAGCUUCAGUUUCAGACAGCGCUGACAUCUCAGAAAACCUGAAAGUUCUCAAGAAACCAAAGGAGAACUCCCCUGAUAGCCUGGCCCUUGAUCGCAAGGGUUUUGGAACACUUGUAACCGAGAACAAGCAGACUGCACCGCGGGCAAAGAUGAUGAUGGUGACUGGUGUUGAUUCUGCAACCUGUUCGACCGAGCGGGGGAUGGAGAUUGGUAUGAAGGGGCUGCAAAACAAGAUGGACUACGCCAGGCUGCACAAGAUCGACCUGUGGUACAGUCUGGAGCUGUUCGACGAGAAGUUCGACAUCUACUGGAUGAAAUACCCGCUGCUCAAGAAGCUUAUGCUGGCCAACCCGGACAUCGAAUGGUUCAUGUGGAUAGACUCGGACGCAAUUUUCACGGACAUGACCCUGGAGAUACCGUUCGAAAAGUACAAGGACCACGACAUCGUCUACACCGGAAGCCCGAAAGCCGUCUACGAGGACGCACAUUGGCUGGCCCUCAACGCGGGCGUGUUCCUCAUCCGCAACUCCCAGUGGUCGUUUGAUUACAUGGCCGAGUUGAUGCGGAUCGGGGAGAAGGGAGAGCCGAGAAACUCGUAUGCGGCCCUCCUGAACAAGAAAGUGAAGGGAAGAAAGGAGAUUAGCUCCGAUUGGCCCGCUGACGACCAGUGCACGGUGGUCUACUUGCUGUCCUCUUUCCCGGACAAGUGGGGAAAGAGAGUCUAUCUCGACGAGGAGAUCCAAUAUCACCACUGGUGGCUGAAUACCUUCGAAGACCUGGAGAAGAUGCAGCUGGGGAACGGUGUGAACGGGGGCGCCAAGUGGCCCUUCGUCAGCCACUUCACCGGCUGCAAGUUCUGCCACGCGCAGGGCGCUGACCCCGAGCGCUACGACUCGUGCCUCGAGAACUUCGACAAGAUCUACCACUUCGCAAUGGACCAGGUGCUCCGACCCCUCGGACUGAAACACAAGGUUCUUGGAAGCCCCCAGAUUGUAGCCAUUUAG